Molecule: messenger RNA, 1197 nt
Organism: Miscanthus lutarioriparius
Lineage: Eukaryota; Viridiplantae; Streptophyta; Magnoliopsida; Poales; Poaceae
Source: the annotation of a GenBank genome assembly
AUGUCCAGGUGCGUUUGCAAGUCUUGGCUCGCCAUCGUCGACGCCCACCGCUUGCUGUGGGCGGAUCUCCUUCCCUUGUUGUUCAGUGGGUUCUUCAUGAACUUCCACGAUUUCUACAUCUCGGAGUUCUUCACGCCCCGCUCGGACGUCCCCUCCAUCCCCGGCAAGCAGGACUACCUGCCUAAGGCCAGUUCCCUUUCCUGGGGCUACAUAGACGGCCAUUGCAAUGGUCUUGUGCUGGUCGACAGCUACGACGACAACGGCGACAAGAAUCGUUAUGUGCUUAAUCCGGCAACUCAAUGGCUGGCGCCCUUGCCCCCAUGCCCACCCUCGCCCAUGGAGAUCAAGGGUACCUUCAAAGUCGAGUACCUCGCAUAUAAUCCGACCAAGUCGACAAACUUUGAGUUCGAGGUGGUCUCAGUUACCCAUUUUGGUAGAAUGUGCAAGCCUGGAGAUACACAUGACCAUGAGAUAGAACAGUGCGAGUGGCCACCAUCGGUAUGCAUCUUAGAUGUGUUCUCAUCGACAACUGGACAGUGGGAGGAGAGAAUAUCUUUGUCGAGUGAUAAGUAUCACGUGAUUAAACCACCACCGGGCAUUGAAGUCGAAGACUAUCCGGAAAUUUAUCUAGGGAAGUCAUCUAAGGGAAUUUAUUGUGCAUCAAUCAAGGGAAGAUGUAGAGUUCAAGUUUGGAACCUUGAUGAAUCAGGCUGUCAGAUGAAGUGGGUACUGAUCCAUGAUAGGGACCUUUCUAAGUGGUUGUUGAAGCAUAAGCUUGAGUAUCCAAUACCAUGCUAUGGUGCAAAAAUCCAAGAACAUUGGGCCUUGCAGGAUAUUAAUUACUAUUAUGAUGGUUACAAUAGUGAUCAUGAUAUGGAAGCACCAACAGAAGACAAAAUUGAAUGGUCCCUUCAAGCUUCUGAAGAUGAGAAAUUUACAUGGAGCUCUUAUGAUGAAUAUGGAUGCUAUGGUGGGUACAUGGAGAUUCUUGGGUUUCAUCCAUGGAAAGAAAUUAUCUUCUUGAGUGAAUCAAUUACACGAGGAUUGGCCUAUCACUUGAGUAGCUCCAAAGUUGAAGUCGUAGGCAAUAUAUAUCCAGUAGGAUAUGCGAAUGAAUUAGGAAAUGAACAAAUCUUAAAAUCAUCUUUUCCACACACACCUUGCUGGCUUACACAAACCGCAGACGAGAGGAGUUGA